AUGGCUAACGCAAGUCUGACUGUGACUCCAAUACAUACAUUAGGCAAGGGCAUUUCGAAAGAGGUUUCACGUGUGGAUCGACGAGUGCGCAAUGUGGGCACGGGUGACGAAGACAACGAGACGAAGACGGCGAAGAUCUUGUGA
Phytophthora nicotianae INRA-310 is the source of this 144-nucleotide messenger RNA. RefSeq lists its product as hypothetical. The record is from RefSeq and is a predicted model, not a curated record. The coding region runs from base 1 to 144 and encodes 47 amino acids. Lineage: Eukaryota; Oomycota; Peronosporomycetes; Peronosporales; Peronosporaceae. The transcript has a single exon.